CGCGUAGCAAGCUGCAGCUGGUUUAUAUCCCUUUCGGAAGCUCAAUCUGUCGACCCACAAAAGACUACAAAUCACAUUCUCAUGAUUGGCGACUAGGAUCGGUGCUGACGGGAUUUUCGGAAUUGGAGCGCGGAGCUGAACACCGCACUGAAAAUAUCGACAUCUCCUCAUCCCCCACAGCUCACUCAACUCCUUCUCUCCUAUUACAAGAAUUUUCUUUCAAUUCCGACCGUUGUACAAAACAUUAUUUUGUGUUUCCCGGCUCUACCGUUCUCAGCCAAGCAAACAUGUCCUCCACUCCUGGGCUUCCCCGGAGGCGAAACGGCAAGCAGCAAGCGUGCGAACCGUGCCGGAAAGCCAAGGUGUCGUGCGAUCACACGCUUCCGAUCUGUGUGAGGUGCCAAAGAAGGAAGUUGAGUAGCAAGUGUGUGUACUUGGCGGCUCCGAUGACUCGGCCUGUCCCUGAUGGCAGGAAGGAGGUCGUGAACUUGCCGCCUACGCCGUCGAGUUUGAGUCCUGGGGGCGCGGCAACCGUUGCGGCGGCUGGGAGUGAGAGUAAGGUGGUUAGGCCUACGCCGGAGAGUGGGCCUUUUGUUGCGAGUGGUGGUUUCUUUGGACCGACCAAUUUCUCCGCCGUGUUCAUGGAAAACCGUGAAAACCUAGGGAACGACGAUCUCCAAAUCUCAGUCGACUCCGAACCCUACGUGCCCUCUUACGAGAGCUUGCAAUCCCAGACUUUCCUAAUGCUCGCUGGCAAAGAACAACGAGGUUCUCCACGAGUGGCACUAGGUACGAAAGUCCUGCACGCGUUACCGGAUCAACAUACGUGCAAGUUCUUGCUUGAAUGGUAUUUCGAGAAAUGUCAUGAGUGUUCGCUGCCUCAGAAGAGCGUUUUGUCGAUAGCUAAUUCGGUCUGGACGACGUUUGGGAAGUAUCUCAAGGAGCCGAGGCUCACUGAGGAUUUGGAACAUAUUUCUACGAUCAUCUGUAAGAAUGCUGAGAAGAGCCUGGAGGAGUUUGAUGAUUAUGAGAAGUGGUUGGAGGCGUGUAGUGGGAUGAAUAUCAGGUGGGAGUCUUUGGGUGGCGUCUUUGGGGCUAUUACUUCAGCUAUUCUGUCCCUGCCGGAACGGGAUGCGUUCUUUACGACGCAGAGAGGGGAUAGGAGGAAUAGGAGGAACUUCUCUGUGGAGAUGAAAGAUUGCGUGCAGGCUUGCAUUACGUUGAGUAAUUACAUGGAUUUGAUUAACUGUAUGAUGGUAAAUCUGCUAGUUAAGAAUCUUAUUCUUCAGACGGUCAUUAGCGGCGAUGCUAGUUUGGUUGUUUGGCGUCAACUUGGAGAUCUCAUUGCUUCAACAACUGCCUUGGGUCUGCAUCGACAAGUAGACAAUGGAAGGCCAGUUACUUAUCUAUCUGAGAUCAAGAAGCGCAUUUUCACUGUCAUCUUCAACAUCGAUAAAGGAUCAGCACUACUUUUGGGCCGCCCACCAGCUCUCAGCUAUCGAUAUUGUCGUAUGAAAAUCCCACUAGACUUGAGUGAAGAAGUCCUUAUGGAGGGAGGCGACGCCAUUCAACGAGCCGUCGAACAGUUGGAUGAGAAGGGAUGGAAUAGGGAAGGUCUGAUUCAUCCUUCAACGUCGACUAGAGCUUAUGGACAGCUGUCUCCCAUCCUGAACGAAGUACUUGAGCUCUCUCUUGGAGAUCCGGAGAAUUGUACUGGAGAUCAAAUCAAACAUCUCAUGACCAAACUCCUAAACGUCUACGAUAACUUCCCACCGUACCUUCAUUUCCGACUCUCCGAACUUGGCUCUCCCGACGUGCCGGAUGGCAUAUUCUGGCGCCGUCUCUGCCUCCGACUCAUCUUACUUGAGCACCGUCUUCUCCUCGAACGUCUAGCCCAUAAACAAGGCGCCCUCGACGGCCAAAGCAUGAUUGACUGCGCCCGAGAAAUGCUCGAACUUACCGUCCUCCUCUGGGUCCAACGCGAUCGCUUUGUCGAGCAUCACCACGACUACGACUGGAUGCUCAUGUGCUGGGGCGUUCCCAGCUCUGGAGUCCUUUGCGUCGAGCUACUAAAACAAACCAAGAAUCCGACAGGAAACACGCUCCGUGUCCCCAGAUCCGAGAUCGUGCAGAAUCUCUCCCUCUUGAUCGGGUUCCUGGAAUGGGUUAAGCCAGCAGCAGGCAACUACCAACUGUGUGGACGCAUGCGGAUCAUCAUCAAGCGGAUCCUGGACCAGAUCUUGAACCCUUCACCUCCGUCUUCCAUGCCGGCCGCGACUCAGGAGUCGGCUGAUACGCCGGGCUUCGAUGCCAGUGGCGUGGGAACGGGUGUCUUGGGGUACGAUCCGAAUCUGUUCGAACCGGGGACGUUCGAUGAUGCGACGGAUAAUUUCGAUUGGUUGAAUAAUGUCGAUUGGUCGAGAGGGCCGUGGUUUGAUCUUGGACAGGACUUUUCGGCUGCUAGGUGGAGUUAAGGGAAUUUUUUCUGAGGGCCGGAAUACGAACACCAGUGAGAAUCGGAAUAUCGAUCUUUCACCGACGAGCAAGUACGGAAUUAUCAAAUCAUUUCCCAAGAGCGAAACACCGAUAUCUCCAAAGCCACCUCACAACUCACACCCAUACCAUGCUAGAAGCGAGACGACAGACAUUCUCUGCCGAACCUUCCGACACCCAACGACUUUUCACCCUAUAGAAUUUUG
Mollisia scopiformis is the source of this 2699-nucleotide messenger RNA. RefSeq lists its product as uncharacterized. Gene Ontology annotation, molecular function: zinc ion binding; DNA binding; DNA-binding transcription factor activity, RNA polymerase II-specific. Bases 288 to 2474 code for a protein of 728 amino acids. Gene Ontology annotation, cellular component: nucleus. The record is from RefSeq and is a predicted model, not a curated record. Lineage: Eukaryota; Fungi; Ascomycota; Leotiomycetes; Helotiales; Mollisiaceae. Gene Ontology annotation, biological process: regulation of DNA-templated transcription; DNA-templated transcription. The transcript has 6 exons.